AUGAAGCCUUCUACUGCUGUCUUCCUGGCUUCGGCCUCUGUUGCGCAGGCUCUCCAACAGUGCUCCUCUGGUACUGCCACCGAGGAGGGUGGUAACUGGUGGUGUGGCGUUGUGGAACAGAUCCUCUACUCCAACGUCGGCCACCCUGGCACUUACAAGGCUGUAUCUAACAUGGGCGACGAUGGCUCUUGCAGCUUUGAAGAUGUUGCCUUCUCUGGUCCCUUGGCCCCCUUCAAUGAGGAGCUCACUCCUCUCUUCCGUGGUCCCAUGAACCUCAAGCAAGUUGCCGUGUACAACCUCAAGUCCAGCGCCAAGCGUUCUCCCGCCGUGUCUCACACUCACGCCCGCCGCCACGGUCACCACCACUUGCACAAGAAGCAUGCUGAGGCUCAUGACAACAAGGAGGAGAAGCGCGAUGUCUGGGUCACUGCUACCAUCGACGGCAUUGUCCAGUCUUGGAUCAACAACUGGAACCCAGCCGCCACUCCGAACGUUGCCCCUGUGGCUAACACUCCGGCUGUUGCUCCCAUCGUGGCGUCCACUCCUACUCCCGCUGCUGUCUCUCAGCCUCCUGUUAUUGCUGCCGCCGCCGCCUCCAAGCCCUCCAGCUCCAGCAAGGCCAGCCCCAGCAAGGUCAGCACCUCCACUGGAAGCUCCAGCGGCGAAUACAGCCGUGUUGCCUACUACAACGCCGACCAGGGUGUCGCUGACGGCCUCGUCUUCCUCGGCAACUACGGUGGUCAGGGCUCUGGCAAGUUCGACAACGUCUUCGGUAACUCUCUGUCGUACCUCAACUCUGAUGCCAGCGGUGGCGCUGCUUCUCCCGAGGUCCUGAACCCCGUCUACCUCCCCUCCAACAAGGAGUUCGCCAUCUACAGCGACAAGGAGUGCACCGACGGCAGCUGCGGAUACUACCGCCCGGGCUCUGUUGCCUACCACGGCUUCAAGGGCGAGGACUCUGUCUGGCUCUUCGAGUUCAACAUGCCCAUGGACGGUACCGCCGGUUUCAACGCUGACAUGCCGGCCCUCUGGUUCCUGAACGCCAAGAUUCCCCGCACCGCUCAGUACAACUCUUGCUCUUGCUGGCCCGCGUGCGGUGAGCUUGACAUCUUCGAGGUUCUCGCUGCUGGCGACACCAAGUGCAAGUCCACCUUCCACUCCAACGUCCCUGGUGGCUCUUCCGACUACUUUGACCGUCCCACCGGCGAGCCUAUCAAGGUUGCGACUGUUCUCGACGGCGACUCCGGUCAGGUCUCUGUCAAGGUCCUCGACAGCAGCGUCGACUUCUCUGCCGGUCUGACCCGCGAGCAGGUUGAGGGCUGGCUCUCUACUACCUCCAUCGCCUCCACGAGCGGCAACAACAAGGUCAGCUUGUUCGCUCUCUCCAGCUAA
Colletotrichum chrysophilum is the source of this 1392-nucleotide messenger RNA. RefSeq lists its product as uncharacterized. NCBI's taxonomy places the organism in Eukaryota, Fungi, Ascomycota, Sordariomycetes, Glomerellales, Glomerellaceae. Gene Ontology annotation, cellular component: fungal-type cell wall. The record is from RefSeq and is a predicted model, not a curated record. The transcript has 2 exons. Bases 1 to 1392 code for a protein of 463 amino acids.